Molecule: messenger RNA, 4954 nt
Organism: Toxotes jaculatrix (banded archerfish)
Lineage: Eukaryota; Metazoa; Chordata; Actinopteri; Toxotidae
Product: serine/threonine-protein kinase WNK4-like
Exons: 23
Coding region: 1-4101 (1366 amino acids)
Biological process (GO): negative regulation of sodium ion transport; positive regulation of potassium ion import across plasma membrane; monoatomic ion homeostasis
Cellular component (GO): cytosol; cytoplasm
Molecular function (GO): chloride channel inhibitor activity; protein serine/threonine kinase activity; ATP binding
Source: RefSeq, a predicted model, not a curated record
AUGCUGGCCUGGACCGCUGACGACCAAGUCAAGAAAAGAUCCAAAGAAGAAAAAGGGGAAGAAGAAGAGGAGGAAGAGGGGUCCAUCCUUCGUCCUCCUCUUCCUCCAGUCACCAUGACGACCUCAAAAGAUGACCCCGCUGCCCAGUCAGAGGCUGCAGGGAGCCCUCCGGCGAAUCAGGACGUCAGCUCAGACUCAGGGGAGGAGAUGGGGGCGACGCUGUCGGAUUCUAACAGGGAGGCGUUACUAUGGCAACAGAAUAAGGAGGAAGAGCGUGAUGAAGAGGAGACGCAGGCAGUGGCCUCGUCUCCCGACGGACGAUUCCUCAAGUUCAACAUCGAGAUCGGACGAGGAUCCUUCAAGACAGUUUACAAAGGCCUGGACACCGAGACCACGGUGGAGGUGGCGUGGUGCGAACUACAGACCCACCGUCUGAACAAGGCGGAGCGUCAGCGGUUCUGCGAGGAGGUGGAGAUGCUCAAAGCUCUGCAGCAUCCAAACAUCGUCCGAUUCUUUGACUCCUGGAAGUCGACGCUGAAGGGCCACAAAUGCACCAUCUUGGUGACUGAGCUAAUGACGUCCGGGACCCUGAAAACGUACCUGCGCAGGUUCCGUCAGAUGAAGCUGAAGCUGCUGCAGCGUUGGAGUUUCCAGAUCUUGAAGGGGCUUCAGUUCCUGCACUCGCGCUGCCCCCCCAUCCUGCACCGAGAUCUGAAGUGCGAUAACAUCUUCAUCACUGGGCCCACCGCCUCCGUCAAGAUCGGAGACCUGGGCCUCGCCACGCUCAAGAAGGCCUCGUUUGCCAAGAGCGUCAUCGGGACUCCAGAGUUUAUGGCUCCAGAGAUGUAUGAGGAGAAGUACGACGAGGCCGUGGACGUUUACGCCUUCGGUAUGUGCAUCCUGGAGAUGGCGACCUCCGAGUAUCCGUACUCUGAGUGUCAGAACGCCGCCCAGAUCUACCGCAAAGUAACCAAUGGAAUCAAACCAGACAGUUUUUUAAAAGUAAACGUCCCGGAGCUGAAGGAGAUCAUUGAGGGCUGCAUCCGAACCAACAGCAGCGAGAGGUUCACGGUUCAGGACCUGCUGGACCACCGGUUCUUCCAGGAGCAGCUGGGAGUCCACGUGGAGCUGGCUGAGGACGACGACGGCUCGAAGGCGGCGCUGAAGCUCUGGCUCCGGAUGGACGACAACAAGAAGCUUCACGGCAAAUACAAAGACAACAAUGCCAUCGAGUUCCUGUUCGAGCUGUACAAAGACGUCCCUGAGGAGGUGGCCCAGGAGAUGGUGGUGUUGGGCUUCGUGUGCGAGGCGGACUAUAAGCUGGUUGCUAAGGCAAUCAGACACCGAGUGACGGCCAUAAAGCGUCAGCGAGAGAAACAGCGGCGCCUGAUGGAGGGAUCUCUGAACCACCAGAGGGACGCCGUUAUCGAGGAGGAACCUGACCCCACCCCCCAACCUCCUGAACCGUCCAAUCAGAAAGCUGCAUCUGCCACAAGCAAGGCUGCUGAGGGGAAGGUAGCCGAACAGCAGGACGUAGCUGUUUCAGCACCCGUCCCCCCCUGGAUACAAGCCCUGCCCACGGUAACCAUGACAUCAUCUGUGCUGACGUCAAGCAGCAGCCCGGUGGAUUCUGGGAUCAGCAGCAUCUUCAACAGGACGGAGGGAGAUGGUGACGAGGACAACAAAACAGUCAAACACACGUCCUACUCCUCUGCUACAUCGGACUGUGACAUCGACAGCUCCUCAGGUGUCCCAGAGAAGGUUGAAGCCACACCCACUCCUGUCACAAAGCUGAGCCCCAUCCCAUCCUUCUACGCCCCUGGUCCAGUGGCUCAGGAAACAAAGAACCUUGAGGCUCCUACCCAUGUGACCCGGGCUCCAUCCAAGGCUCCGCCCCUUCCUGUUCUGCGUUUCCCCAAGAGCAUCGCUGUGUCCCACAACGCCGAGCAACCCCCAUCUGGAUCUGUCUGUGGCUUCUCCUCACCUGUUGACAGCUACGCCUCUGAUGUGACCUCAGGUUUAAGUGACGGCAAUGAUGGCCAAUCAGAUAAGGGCAACCAGGAAGCAAGUAAAAGGGCGACUACGAAGCAGUUCAGGAGGAGAGCGAGAGCUCGCCUGAGAAUCAUAGGGGUGUCAGACAUGGUGGACCGGGUGGUGGAGUGUCAGCUGCAGACUCACAACAGUAAGAUGGUGACAUUUAAAUUUGACCUGGACGGAGACAGUCCAGAGGACAUCGCCUCAGUGAUGCUCCACAGAGACUUCAUCCUGCCAUCAGAGCGGGAGGGAUUCAUCCUCCGCAUGUAUGACAUCAUCAAGAGGGCGGAGUCAAUUAUGCAUCAGCAGCCGGCAGACGCCGACAGGUUGUCUCAUCUGACCGUCCCCACGCUGCCCGAGUCCCCGCUAAACAUGUCCACCCAGGGCCUGUCCAGAACUCUGUCCUCAUCGUCACUACCUGACAUUGACCCUGACCCCUCCCCCUUAAAGAGCGUAGACUUCUACGUUGACCCUGAGGCCACGCCCACUGUCAGGCCAUUGAGGUCACAGUCUUUUCACACCUCUUCAGCUUCCUCCCAUCAGCCCCCUAUCUAUCCCUUCCAAUACCCCCACCCAGACUCCACCCUUUCCACCUCCCACCUGCCCCCUCCUCAGUAUCAUCUCCCAGCUUCCCCUUAUUCCCCCUACACUGCCCCAUUCCCUUCCCAGAGCCCUAUCUCUGGCCUACCCCGAGUCCACAGUAACCCUUCCCUCCUUACCCCCCCAUCCACCUCUUCUUCAGCUCCUCCCCCUCCUCACUGGCCCCCCCCUGACCAGCCUUUCUUCACUCUUACCAACAUGCUGUCUUUUGCCAUGAGCAUGGCCCAAUCCUUUAUGCCACCACCUGGGACCCCAAACCAGGGCUUUCUCCCCCAGACCCAGCCCCUGUCUCCCCCUUUCCACUCCCCCCAGGCCCCUCUCUCUCCCCCCAUCUCUCCAUCCCUGGGCCCUAAACUCCACCCUCAAACACACUCCUCCUUCUCUGCCCCUUUCUCCCACCAACCUCCCUACAGCACCCCCUUGCCUCAGACAGGCUCUGCCCGUGACAGCCAGCAGGGGGCACCCGGCCGGACUCCAGUCACGCCUCAGUCACUGCAGCAUCACAGUCCAGUUCAGAUGAAGGUCGGCUCAGCCCCGCCCCCUCGAGGUUCAGAGACCACCUCUGCUCCCAGUCUGACCAGUGCUCCCAGUCUGACCAGUGCCAGUGUUCCUACAUCCACUCCUCACAUCAGCGCCUCUCCUCCCAUCUGUCCAUCCCCCGGACCGUCUCUGAUUCAUGACGUGAAACAACCUUCUGUCCUCACCGUGGGCCGUUUCCAGGUGACGCCCUCUAAAGACGUUCCUGCUGUCAGUCGAACCAAUCAGGAGCCCCGCCAACUCAAUCAGGCCACGCCCACCGCUCGCUCCCCGCCCCCCUGCCGGCCGAGCCAAUCGCAGAGCUCGGGGAGCAGCACAGAGGAGGACAGUCAAUCCGAGAGUAGCAUGGGCACAGUGAUGGUAUCCCCACCUGGUGGUUACCAUGACAACCCUGGAGGACAGGAGGACAGCAGGCGGAGCGGUGAGGAGGAAGAGGAGGAGGAGAGGAAGAGGAGGCAGGGUCAGAGGUUGAGUGUGAGUCUGUGGGAGGGGUCAGCUGGUAACCCCAGGGUGAGUGGUAGCAGCUUCAGCCAAUCGUGGAGCCGCUCUCCACCCUAUGUCAGCUCUGACGAAUCAGACAGCGAGAAUGAGGAGAUGUGGGAGGAGCUACAGGAACUCCGUGAAAGACACCUGGUGGAGGUGCAGAACCUGCAGGCCAAUCAGAAGCGAGAGAUCGAGGAGCUGUACCUGAGGAUGGGUAAAGCCCCGCCCCCCGGUAUUGUCUCUCUGGCUGCCAUGUUGAACCAACGCCAACGCCGCCUCUCCAAGACUGGAAACUACCCUCCUGUCCGCAAAAACAGCCUGCAGAGACUGGAUGUGCUGCCCCCUACAGGCAUCAUGAGGAAGAGCUCGAUCAGUGGCAGCAGCAGCGGAUCUCAGGAGAGGGCAGGGAAAGGCGUGACCUUUGCCCCCAAACACAGCUGCAUUUGAGACAGAGGAGCUACCAACCGAAGACAUGAAGACGAGAGGACGAGGAGUCAACACACUCCACUUCACCGUUCUUCUAAAUCAAACUUCUUGGACGAUUGAAGAUUUGACACCGCUGAAACACGUUUAGUUUGAUUUGAAAUUUUAGAUUUAUUCUGUUUUACUGUGUUUUAUCUGUAGAACUGAACAUUUCAGCACUUUAGGAGGAAAAAUACUGAGCUGAACUUUCUGUUUUCCUCAUCAGGCUCAGGUUGAGCUCAUCAGUGAUCAUCGAUGAUUCUCUAACACUCAGAGUAAACUCAUGAGUUUACCUGCCACAGAAGCACACGGCUGAUUUUACAGGUUUUAUACGUCAGGUUUUUGUCAGAUCUGAUCACAUGACUCUGAUGAAACGUUAAACAGACUGAUUUAAAACUCAGGGUGUUUUUCUUAACUUGAACUUGAAGCGCUGCUCAUUUAAUCAGUGAUAUGAUGUGUAACAUAAAUAUUUCAGAUGAAUCUGUUGCAUGAGGUUCACAGUUUUCCACAUGUCCACUUCCUGGUGUACAGUCUGUACAUCUGUCUCUGUCCACUGAAUGCAGCUUUGAUCACACUGUGCCUUAUUUAAAGAUGAUUUAAGGAUUAAUUGUUGGAAUAUUUAAAGAGAGACUGACCUGAUGUGUGACACCUGAGGGGGUGUGGCCUCGCCGUCCUAUGAAUGAUGAAGUCAGGUGACGUCCAGCUGAGACAUAAAGAGAUGAAACAGGUUUGGAUCCAGGAAGAAGCAGAAAGUUUGAAUCUGACAUCAAAUCCACAAACAACAAACAAGAUUUAUUUAAGUUGAGUUUGUAAUGUUUGAAUUGUUCACAAAUAUUAA